AUGUCUAUGAAUAAACCUAUUACGAUUAUCGAUGAAGAUGACAGUAAAACCACUUUCCCGGCUCCUCUACUAAAAAAGCAAAACUUUCUAGAUCAAAUAGAUCUUGGGUAUAAAUUCCCUUCCAAUAAUAAUAGCAACAAUAAUAAUGGAAACAAAAAAAAAUUAGCCGCCAUCACAAAAAUUGAACUAGAAUUCAAAGCCUUUCUUUGGGACCUCAAUGUAACCUUCCAAGAAAAUGAUAUAACUGAAGAUGACGGUAAAAUAUAUUUAUUAUCUCGGCAGUUAACCACCCCGUUAUAUGAGUCGUUACAAAAUUACAUUUCUGAUACCAAAGGUAAGCGAACUUUAUCAUAUUCUAGAAUCAUCAAUGAUUUGAUGCAUUAUUAUUGCCAUACCGACUUUGACAAAUUGGUCAACUUAUGGACUGAGUUUACUAUGAUAAUACAAGGAACGGGAGGUAUUAGGGAAUAUAUUUCUAAAUUUGAAGAACUGUAUAAUCAAUUACCUGAUAAUUUCAUUUCAAAUAAUGGAAUGAUCUGUCAAUUUAUUAGAAAUUUGAAACCUUCAUAUAAGUCAUUUUUUCAGAAAAAAAUCAUAAAUUUACAAAUUGAAUUGACUUGGGCAUUGGUUCUUUCCAUUGCCAGGGAGGCAGAAACAUAUUUAGAACAAAAUCCAUUCCUUUCCAAAGGUACAAACGGAAACAGAACAGUACCUAGCAGGUACGGAAACAAAAAUUUACACCAAACAACUGCUGAAGCAACAACACCUACAGCAGCCACAACAAAGGGUAAUUAUAAUCCAAGACAUGGAAGAAAAAAUGAUCCUAGCAACCAUGCUGUAAAAAAUAACAAUAAAUAUGUCCCCGAAGAUAACAAUUAUCAGCUUUAUACACCUCAACCUUAUGCAUUAAGCGCUUCAACUUUAAACGUCCCAAGGAAAAUGCCCAAAGAUAAUAUAUAUGAUCCAGCACAAAACAUUUGUAAUAUAUGUUUGAGGAAAGGUCAUCCUAAAAAGAUGUGUAGGGCAAGAGGUAUUAGGAAACCUUCCCCACUUUCUUAUGAUUAA
Naumovozyma dairenensis CBS 421 is the source of this 1065-nucleotide messenger RNA. RefSeq lists its product as uncharacterized. Lineage: Eukaryota; Fungi; Ascomycota; Saccharomycetes; Saccharomycetales; Saccharomycetaceae. The record is from RefSeq and is a predicted model, not a curated record. The transcript has a single exon. Bases 1 to 1065 code for a protein of 354 amino acids.